Molecule: messenger RNA, 10565 nt
Organism: Scylla paramamosain (green mud crab)
Lineage: Eukaryota; Metazoa; Arthropoda; Malacostraca; Decapoda; Portunidae
Product: MYND-type zinc finger-containing chromatin reader ZMYND8-like
Exons: 13
Coding region: 207-5825 (1872 amino acids)
Cellular component (GO): nucleus; cytoplasm
Molecular function (GO): transcription corepressor activity; protein binding
Source: RefSeq, a predicted model, not a curated record
CCCCCUCCACCAAGCUUGUCUGGUGGAGUGGGUCCUUGCCGCCUCCAACCACGGGCCUUUACACGCUUUAUAACAGUCCACCCUGCACUCUUCCACUACCACACUUCCCAUGGUACUCUCCUUCUCCCGCUGCGGUGUGGCUGUGGUGUGGUGAGGCGCUGCAAGCUUGUGAGAGAGCCGGCAGGUGUCGCCCUAAAUGCAGGAAGAUGUCAGAGUUGAAGGCCGCCCUUGAAGACGACUCGACUCCCUCCAACCAAGACACUGUGUCAGAGGAGGAUGACAACCUCAGCGACCUGGAGUCCCACACGGGAAGCGAGCGGGACGCCGCCUCGGAGGCCGGCUCUGAGACUCCCUCCCUCUCAGAUCGGUCCAGCCAGCGUGCCUCCCGGUCCGCCUCCAACACCCCCACCAACACGAGGUCCACGCGCAGCAGGGACAACCCAGACUUUGUGGCCAAGCAGAAGUCCUUCAUGGCAAAGGUGCAGGCGGCCACGGCGGGUAGUGAGGGGGCCAUGGUGAGGCCGGAGACACCGGGCAAGAGGAGGAGGGACGGCAGCGCCUUCACCUCCUCCACCAAGAAAAGAAAGCUGGGCAAGACAGACAAUAAUGGUCAGGACUACCAGAACGACAAUUACUGCUGGGAAUGUCAUCGGGAGGGUGUGUUCAUCUGCUGCGAGAUGUGUCCCCGUGUGUUCCACCUCAAGUGUGCUGGCAUGGAGAAGGAGCCGGAGGAGGACUGGGCAUGCAGCGAGUGCCAUGCGGUGAUGCAGGCCGAGAACACGGAGAACCGGUCGCGGUCUAUGCAACUUAUCUCCGUGGAGCAGCUGUGUACCCUGCUCAAGUAUGCGCUCAACAGGCUCAAGACCAUGGCUGGGAUGGAGCCAUUCACCAAGCCGGUGGACACCACAGAGUUCCCAACAUAUGAGGACAUAGUGGUGCACCCGGUGGACUUCACUUCGCUGGAGCGGAACAUAAAGAGGAAGUUCUAUGGCUCCACGGAGGCUUUCUCGGCUGAUGCCCGGUGGAUUGUGCAUAAUUCUGUGAUAUUCAAUGGAGCUAAUUCCAAGGUUUCUUCAAUGGCUCGCUCACUGGUGAAGAUACUAAAGCAGGAGAUGAGUGAGAUAGAGACUUGUCCUGACUGCUACAUGAAUGCUCACCAGAACCCUAAAAGCUGGUUUACAGAAGUGUGUAGGUCAGCUCAUCCGCUCAUCUGGGCGAGGCUCAAGGGCUUUCCUUUCUGGCCAGCCAAGGCUGUCAAAUGGAAAGAUGGCAAUGUUGAUGUCCGGUUUUUUGGUCGGCAUGACAGAUCGUGGGUGCCCAUCAAGGAAUGUUUUCUAUUCUCUGAACAGAUGCCAACUCCCCUUAAGAACCGCAAUAAAACCCUGGAGGCUUGUCUGCAGGAGGUAAAUGAACACAUUGCCAAGCUAAGAGAAAAGUUUGGCAAGUUCAAGUACGCUCCUCACCGCAUCCAGUUCAACCCUUUAGAUCCCGACCAGAUUAAGAUAAUGCUGCCAAACUACAAGGGUCCUGUGCCUCAGAGGGUCCGUCCCCAGUCCAGGGCUCUCUCCCGCCUCUCUGCUCACUCAGAUGACGAGACGUCGUCCAUCGCCUCGACAGACAGUGCAGGAGGCAUGCGGCGCGGCAGGAAGGAGUCUGGCACCUCCUCUGCCACACAGGGCACUGAAACAGAGACCGAGGUGCCGACCCACAUGCCUGAGGCUCUCCGGCACAGGAAGAGCGGCAGCAAGUCCCCGUCACAGGAGAGCGAGGAGGUGAGGAGACGAGAAUCCAAUCAGGAGAGAGAGAAGAGCAAAGAAGUGCCGUAUUCGGAGGACGAGAACCUCACCCUCAGUGCUGUCUCUCUCAGACCAACAGACAAGGCAGAGGAGCAGGAGGAUGAGGAGAUGGAGGACUGUGGCAAGUACCCGGGCCAGAAAUCUUCGCCUGACAACUCAGAUAUGGAGGAAGACGAGGAGGAAGAAGGGGAGGAGUGUCACCAGGAGGAAGAUGAGAGCUCCUCCUUAGUAAAUGGAAAGUCCCAUGCUGUAAAGAAUGAACCAGGAAGUGAGGAGGAGGCGGAGGAAGGGGAAGGAGGGGAGGGCAAGGGUGAAGGUGGUGGUGGUGGUGGUGGUGGCAGCUCAGACGGAGAGGAUGAGGAGAUGGCAGCUCCUGCAAGUGACAAGGAUGGCAAUGAAGAUGAAACAGAAGAAACAAUGAAGAAAGACAUCAAGGAGGAAGGAGAAGAGGAGGAUGACGAUAAUGAUGAUAACAAAGAGGAAGAGGAGGAGGAGGAGGAAGAUGAGGAUGAAGAGGAAGAAGAUGAGGAGGAGGAGCAAGAGGAGGAGGAGGAGAGUCGGGAUAAGAAGGAGCUCGAUGAAGAUUCACAAACAGAAGUUGCUGUGAAAGUUGAGAAUAAUGUUCGGUUAGAGGAGUCAGUCAUUCAGAAAACAGUCAUUGCAAAGAAAACGGAGGACAGUUGCAUUGGUGGAGAAAAUGGGAUGAGGUCUGAGAGAAUACCAAGUAGGGAGAACACAAACAAAACUGUGGAAAUGAAUGAAGUGAGAGACGAAAGGAAGGUAGAGGAAAAAAUCAAUGACACUUUAGAAAAAGCAACUUGUGAAAGGCAGGAGGUGAAAGAUAAGAGAAGGAUAAGCUUAGAUAAAGAUGAGGAAACAGUCACAAAUAACAGCAAGGUUAAUCCCACUAAUGAAGAUGAUAGGAAAGAGAGAACGAGUGAGAAUAAAGUCAUAGAAAUGGAAGAAAGAAUAAAAAGUGAAGUGGAGGAUCAAGACUCCGAUGGUGAUGAUGAUAAUGAUAAUGAUGAUGAUAAUGACAACGAUGAGGAAAUGAAUGAAGAACCACUCAAGGAAAAAACUGUGAUACCUGAAGGUGAUGAGGAAAAAAAUGAAAGUACCAGUGAAGGUGAGAGUUUAAGUGAGAGUAAGAGGAAAGAAAAAAGUAAUGAUAAACAGGAAAGCAAGGAAUGUGACGGUGACACUAGAGAACAAGAGAAAGAGGCAACGGAAAAGACAGGAGUGGAUAGGGAGAGUGAGGACGAGAGUAGAAUACAAACAAUGGACAAGGAAACGGAGGAAAGGAGUGAGAGAAGUGAGAGGAGAAUGGACACAAGUGAGAGUAGUGGCAAUGCAAGUGGCAGCGACCAAAUGGAGAUUGACAUAAAGAAGGAAAUGGAAGUAACGAGAGAAGAAGAGGAGGAGGAGGAGGAGGAGCAGGUGGAGCAGGAGCCACAGAGACAAGAAGAAGAAGCAGAGAUGCCCGAGGAACAGGUGAUAAAGGAGGAGAUGGACACGAGUGAAGAUUUUGAGCGUAGAGAAAGUGUCAUAAGAGAGAAGGAGAGGGAAGACGCAGAGGAGACAGCCCGGAACUCCCUGAUGGACGCAGUGCAGCUCAUGAAGACAAUGGGGACGAUAGCAAUAACACGGCUGGAUGGGAAGAGUCUGGGUGACCGGACGAACGGGGACAGCAUAACGUUGUCGCGGAAGGAGACGCACAGGGCGGAGGAGAGCAGCGAGGAGGACAAGAGAAGCACGGGCGAGGACGCCAUGAAGAACUGCAGCAAGAACGUGUCCCCGCCAACCACAAAGGAGGUAGAGAAUAAGAACAUGGAGCAGCACAUAUCAUCCCUCGGCUGCAGCGUGAGUGUCACCAAGGCGGUGGAGAGAGACAAGGACAAGGAUAAGGUCAGAGAGAAGGAGAGGGAGAAGGAGAAGGUGAAAAUGCCCUCAGGAGUUGACACCACCAGACUCAGUCCCUCCAUCUCCAUCAUUCCCAUGUCCGGGGGAAGCGAACGCCAGAAAGCCAAGACCACCACGGCCCCCUCCUCACCCGACGCCACCACUGCCGCCUCUUCCACCACGUCCUCCCACAGGAACACAUCGCCGUCAGUAGGCCACAACCUCCCCCAUAGCUCCCCCUCCUCCCACUCACAGCAGGCAGCUCCCACGCGAGUCUCCUCAUCAUCCAGCAACUCCCCACAGGCCAGCACGGCGAACCUCCCUCCACCCCCACCACUGUCCCAUCCCCAGGCACCCCCCUCCAGCAGUGUGGGGUCUAGAGGGGUGUUUGGGCCACCUCCACCAGGGUCCAUCAACAUGGCGGGUGGGCGGGGACCCAUCAUGACCACUCCAGGGAUCAGAAUGGUGGGCGGCGUGGGGGGUCCUGGCAUGAUGGUCCCGGCGAGGAUGCCAGGCGGCCCCCCACCGCGUCACCUCCCUCCCGAGGCUGGCCCCUUGUCGGCACAGCUGCACAAACACUCACAGAAGCUGGCAGAGGUGAUGCGUGCCACGCUGGAGGACAUCCUGGGCGGCCUGGUAAUGACUGGGACGCCUGAGGCUCGUGUGGCAGCGCUGCAGCUGGAGCUGGAGCGCACCAACUGGCGGCACCAGCAGGAGGUGGCAGAGGUGCGGCACAAUGCUGACGUCAUGCUGGUGGAGAUGCGAGCGAACUUGGAGGCGGAGAAGCAGCGCGCGGUAGAUGAGGUGAAGCGGCAGAUGGAGGCGCAAAUGAUGGAGGCGCGGAGGCAGAUGGAGGUGCAGAUGAUGGAGCGGCUGGCCGAGGUGCGGAGGCAGAUGGAGGCAGAGAAGCAGCGGGCAGUGGAGGAGACCAAGCGGAAGCAGUGGUGUGCCAACUGUGGGAAGGAAGCGCUGUUCUUCUGCUGCUGGAACACCUCCUACUGUGAUUACCCCUGCCAGCAAUCCCACUGGCCCCAGCACAUGUCGGUGUGUGGCCAGAACAGCGAUGGUGGCGGGGGAGGGGAAGGCGGCCCAGACUCCAUCAACGGGGAGGCCAGUGCUCACUCCUCCCGGGUCUCCACGCCCGUGCAGAACCUUGUGACAGCUCAGCAGUAUGUGGAGGAUGAUGGUGGAGUGGCAGCUUUAGCUGAGGAACACAGGCGGAGAAAAAUGCGUGAGGAUGAUGCGGGCAGUCUUACCUCGUCCAUAUUAGCCCAGUGCCUCAUCAAGGGCAACAGGGACCGACCCAAGAAAAAGGCCAAGUCCCCCUCAUCUGUCAAGUCCAGCCCACCCAAGGACAAGGACAAGGACAAGGACAAAGAGUCUCUGAGUGUGCCUCCCAAGGCCCCCAAGUCCCCCAAGGCCUGGAUGGAGUGGUUCCUGGAGCAGAGCGGGGCUGAGGGCAUCAAGGAGAACCUACAGGUCACCCCCAAGACUGGCAAGGCCAAGGCCAGGAAGUCCAGCAGCAAGCAGGCCCCUGAUGGGCCCAGGAAGAAGCGCAAGAGUACCCCAUGUGUCAGACGCAAGAUUGAGCACAUCCUGAAGCCUGAGGAGGUCACUACGGACAUGCUGGACCGUGUGGCCACCAAGCCCAAGGAGAAGACACACGACCAGGAGAACGGCACUUCCUGUCACCAGUGCCGCCAGAAGACGUCCGACACCAAGACAAUAUGCCGGUCGGGAAAGUGCGUUGGCCUGCGCGGCUUCUUCUGUGGGCCGUGUCUGCGCACCAGGUAUGGGGAGGAUGCCAGGAAGGCCCUGCUGGACCCUGACUGGUGCUGUCCAGUCUGCAGGGGAAUAUGCAACUGCUCGCUGUGUCGCAAGGCCUUUGGACAGCAGGCGGUGGGGCAGAUCGUGCAGCGGCUGGGCAAGAUGGGGUAUACCAGCGUGCAGCAGUACCUGGACUCCAAGGGCAUCAAGGAGGAGCAGGCUGACCCUGGUGACAAGGCCGACAAGGAGCUGAGGCCAGAGGAGGAGGAGGAGGAGGAAGAGGAGGAGAGCCAGGAGUUUGGAGUGGCAAAAGUGGAGAGACUGGAGUUGCCAGAAGAGGAGGAUUGUGCCAUGGAUACCUGACAGUGAGAGGGAAGCACUGCUAGGAGGGGGUGGCUGUGGCUGUGGCACUCUGUGAGGGGCCUUUGUGUCACCCACGUCCUCUGGUCGCCAGGGUGUUGCUGGAACUGUGUGGUUUGCGGCAGUCACCCUCGGGAAACACUUGAAUCGUGCCGUGAUGUUUGUGUUGAGGCCUGACACGAAUUACUCUCCUGUAGCUUUAGCAGUACGGUGUAGCGUCGCCUGUUUAUAUUUGCCAUUAUGAAGUAACAUAGAGUUAGCUUACUUCAUACUACUACAUACAUACUUGCCAUGGGAAACAAAAUGGUGUAUAUUUUCUGAAAUGUUCCUCUUAUUUCCCAGAUCUUGCACUAUAUCUUGUAAAGAAUGUUUUAUCACGACUUCUUGUUGGCAUUCCAAGUGGUGGCAUGUGAGUGUUGAGAGUCCAGGGGCGAGGGAGGGACGGGUGAGGCUUGUAUAGGCCUGGCACACACUGCAGCACAGGACGGUGCAUGGCAGGAUGGAGCAGGGCAGGAGAGACAUGAUGGGUACUAAGAGACGGGCUGGCAUGGUGUACAGUACCUGGCCAGUGUGUUGACAGGACAUUGAAGGCUAGCUAACAUCCACAAGAGACUUGAUAUUCACUCAGCCUGACAAGUAACAAGUGGGGCGUACACUUAGCCUAAGUUUCCUGCCAAUAUUCAGUCUGUUGGGGUGAAAACUCAUGGCUGUUCACACUUCAGAUCAGCUUUUCAGUUUCCAUCAUGCUCCGGAACAGGGCAGAUUGAAAUUCAAUUAAAUAUGUAAUAAUAGUGUUUGGCCUUGCCUGUUACUGCAUCACCUGUAUCCCUGCAUGCCAGUGUUUGUCAGGCCUUGCAUCUAAAGUGAGUGUGCAGCGUCUGUCAUGGCCGAGGGAGAGACAACGCAGCAACACAACACUGGAGUCAAACUUUCACUGUGGAAUGUUGGAGCUAUGCAAAUAUUUAGCCAUAUGAGACUUAAGGCUGUGUGCUGCAUAGGCUGACUCGCACAAAGAUUUCAUUCAUGUAUUAUAUUUGUGUGAAUGUGUGCGUGUGUGUGUGCACGUGUGCUAGUGUAUGGUGUGAGUGCGUCUUGUCUGCCACUAUUAGUAAGUAAUGGGCAAGGCAGUUUUGCUGGUGUGGGGAUCAAUUUCCAACACACAAACACACACAAUGGUUAGAAAGUCACAGUCCGUGUUACAAAGUUAAGGGAAUUACUACGUUAAGAAAAUAUUGAUCUUCCUUUACUGACUGAAAUCUUUGUUUAGGUUAUUUAAGGAUGGGUGAGUUGAGAUUUACAAAUGACUUCAGUAUUAAAACAAUUGUAAGUGAGAAUGAAUUGUAGAUUGUGAAAUGUGGUCAAUGCAUUACUCAUUAUGUUUGCCCUUUGACCGUUAAUGGCAUUGGUUAUUUUUAGUAACAGAGGAUAAUUUUACCGAGAGGAAAUGUAACUUCUGGCAUUAAAAUGCUUAAGACAGUGAGUUGCUUCUCUUGCUGCAGUGGUGUAUUUCAAAAUCACACUAAGCCUUCACUUAACACUUAAUUAAGCUGGAGGAGACAUUGCAGCAGGCAGAGGGUCAGAUACUUCACUAGAUUUUCAUUUGUAAAUAUAAAUUCAGCUUUUAUAAAUCAGAGCUGAAGAAAAUGAUCUGAUGUUGAAAGUUAAUUGAAUGUUUAUGAUUUAACAUUAAUCCAUGUUCAAUUACGUAUCUGAUGUUGCUGAGAGAAUAAAAUGAUCUUACUUGUAGCAUUGAAAGUUGAUAGAAUGUUUGUAAGUCAACAUUCACUCUGAUGUCGCCAAGAGAAAAAAAUUGUCUUCUGAUGUUGAAAAUUGAUGGAAUGUUUGUAAAGCAACACUCACCCAUGCUUAACUUCGUAUCCGAUAUCGCUGAUGUGGCAUUUGUCUGCUAUUAACCCGAGGCUAGUCUGGUGUGUGGUAGGAUGGGCAAUCAAAAGAAGCGUGUGGAUGCAGGCAUGGGAGUGGGUGUGGUGUGGAUGCCAAACCAGAGACCUGAGAAUCAAAGCAAGUCAGUCAGCUGUGAGGAGUGUCAAGCCUUCCUGUCCUUUCACCUACACACAUACAGUAUAGGUGAAGGGGGGGAGAAGGCUUGGCAGGGAUGGGGUGGAGUGGGGAACCUUUAGGGGAGCUAAUAAUAUUACACAGGCUUGUGCUUCCUUCCCUAAACACAAAAGGAAGGUUUGUUUUGCUGAAAAUUUUGAGCUGUGUUGUCAAAUGCUUUGCUGUCUUACCACUGCUUCUGCCGGGCUACAGUGGAAGUUAUUGGGGUCAUAAAGUGUUUUUAUGAUUUAUUUAUGAUUUCAUGUGAGAGUUUAACAAGGAUUCUAUAUUUAGUGGCAGUUAUUAGAGCUUUCAAGUGUAUUUUUCAUGAUUCUGUAGAUAGUUUUGAUAAGGAUUUGUCACCAUUAGUAGAAAACAUGAGAUUCAAACUGUCUCUGUAGCCUUUGCAAAUAGUCCUGGUGAGGCAGCAAACCGUUAAUAAACAUGAGCCACAAACACAAAGAAUUAUCAUACAUUUUGUUUUGUUUGUGAGGAGUUUGGGGUUACUGAUACUUGUUAUGUAAGAUGAUUUAAUAGUGUAGUAUAUAAUUAUGUUACAGAGUGAUGUACUGUGUAGGUACUUGAAAAUGUGAGGUAUUACUGAAAUCCAAAGGUGAAAUAGAGGCAUCUUUAAUUGUGGCAUGAGAAUUUUUACUUAUUCAUUAAUUCUAUCUAUGUAUUCUUUUAUUAACAUCCUGCAUGACAAUAUUUAUAUUUUAUUUAUAUAUUUAUUCUUUUUAUUAACAUCCAGUCUGCUUGCAUCUUUAGCGAGAGAAGAUGAUUGACUUUAAAUGUGGAGCCAAGAUUAUAGAGGUGACCUUCAUUAUGUAUGUUCUUGUGCUGCUACAAAAGGUGUCUUAUUUAUCAUGCACUUGUAUGUUGGAGUCCUUAUUGCUUGUGUUGAGAAUCUCAUGAGAAUUUUGUGGCAUUAUCAGAGGAGAGGGAGAGAAUGUAAUGAAGGAGAGGAGAGGAGGAGCGAAGUAAAGGAACAGUACAAGGAAGAAGGGAAGGUGAAGAUGAGGUAGGAAUGAGAGAAAGUAGGCAAUGUAUGAAGGGAGGAAGGAGGGAGGAGAGAUGAAAGAAAGGAACAGUAUAGCAAAGAAAGAAAAGGAGGUAAAUAUGAGAGAAGAGAAAAUGUAGGAAGGAAGAAAAGAAGAGAAGAUUUAGAAAUUUUUACAUAUAUUUUCAUUCUUUCAUGUUACACCUUCCUUUCUUUCCCUUUCAUUUCUCUUAUUUCAAUCUUAACUAAUCCAUUCUUUUCCUUUUUUCCUUACCUUUCCAUUUCUCCAUGUCAUUUACACCUUCCUUUAUUUCCUCUUGUUUCACUUAUUUCAUUCUUAACUUUCCUUCCAUUCCUUCCCUCUCAGUGUGUACUUAACUUGGCUAGUGUGAGAAGCUGAGAUGAGGGAAUGUAGUGCUACAAGGCUCUCUCCUGGCAUACAGAGGCAUGAGACAGUAGUGUGGUCUUGCAGUGUGGUGUGUGGUGAUGGCUGGUUUGUGAUGUGGUGUGGUAUGAGUCUCAAGUGUGGAUGAAGUGGUAUGUGAACUGUACCUAACCUAACCUGACCUAAGUUGACCCCAUGUAACCUUGCCUAACAAAACCUUACCUAGUAAAGUAUAAUCUCACCUCAUCUAACCUAGUCUAAUCUGAAAACCUUAUGCAACAUAAUAUAACCUUACUGAACAUUAAACGUAACUUAACCAAAUCUAACCUUACAUUACCUAACAUAAUCUUGUCUAACCUAACCUAGGCUAACCUAACUCAACCUAGCCAAACUUAACCUGACUUUUAACUAACCAAACAUAACCUUACCAACUGAAACUAAUGUAACCUAACCUAACCUAACCUUACCUUACCUUACCUUACCUUACCUUACCCAGUCUAACCUAACCUAACUUACCUUACCUAACCAAGCCUUUGCCUACAGUGGAAUAAUAUAGACUGAUGAUAAUGAUGAUGAUGAUGGUGAUGUGUUAUGAAUAUGGUGCCUGAUGGUGAAGCAUGUGGCAUGACUGGGCAGUGAGUGUGGUGAUCUCCUGAGGUGUGGUGGUGAUAGUGGUGAUUGUGGUGAUUGUGGUGAUUGUGAUGGUAACUCUGGCCUUUAAGUAGUGUGCUAGGUGACUAAAGACUUAAAGAGUAGAAGGUGUGUGGAAGCGUUGACUUCUGCACCACAAACUGACAAAUGUUACUUCUCACAUACAUACACACACACACUGAUACAAAUGCUAACAAACUUACACAGACACAAAAAGAAACACACACACACACACACACACACACACACUGAUACAAAUGUUAAUUAUUUACAUACACACACACAAGAACACACACACACACACACACACACACACACACACUGAUACAAAUGCUAAUAACUUAAUUUCACAUACACAUAAAGACAGACACACACUUACACUUACAGACAGACAGAUAGACAGACAGAUAGAUAGACAGACACAGAUAAAUACAAACACACACUUGGCUUACCUGAGACAAGCUUUCUCCCCCUUAACUGUGGUAUAGCGAUAAGUCUGUGCCUGUAAAUAGCAACCGUUUUGGAAAGAAAAAAGAAACGCAGCAUAGUCUUGUUGAUAAGUUUCCCAUAUGAAUUUUUAUAUCUGUAAGGAGCUUUGCAGAUUAAUUAUAUGAAUUUGUAGUUUCUUUUGAAUAAAUGGCAUUUAUUC